UGUUGCGUUUUGAGCGAAACUGUUGCCAGUACAGAAUGAAUCUUUGUUGAGAGCGGUCGUGACGUCAAAGACAUUUUUUUUAAAGUUUUGUGAUUUGUAUGGAAUUGUCAUAAAUUACGAACCAUGUCAACGCCAGUGGUGGUGAAGCAGUUCCCAUUAGAGAAAGAGUACGCCAAGAAGACCGGAGUCACUCCUGAGGAUGUAGCCAAGCUGCGGGCCUGGCUGGCCACACAGCCUCACCUUCCUGGGGAGCUGCUUUCAGACCUGGACCUGGUGCUGGCGUACCACUGCUGCCAGCGCAGCGCCGAGGUCUCCAAGCAGGUGUUAGAUCUCCACUUCACUCUCAAGACCCUCUUCACUAACUUCUUCAAAGACCGCCUGGUCACAGAGAAGACCUUCGCUACUUUAUCCAUGUGUGGCACGUUGCCGGUGAAGAUGCGCGCACACAACGACUCGGCUGUCUUCUACUGCUGUCUCACCGACCCUGACGCCAAGAAGUUCACCUUCCACGAGUGCAUCAGAGUGGCCCUGAUGACACUAGAACUCUGGCAGGAGGAGGAGGGCACUUGGCCCGGGCUGCAGAUCAUCUUCGACAUGAGGAUGUUCAGCCUUCAGCACCUCGCCAAGCUGGAUUUGCAUACCAUACAGCAGUUCUUGUAUUAUCUUCAGGAAGCCAUGCUGGUAAAAGUGACGGCUCUUCAGUUCAUCAACGCGCCCUCCUUCAUCGACAAAGUGAUGAUGCUGAUCAAGCCUUUCCUUAAGAAGGAGCUGAUGGAGUGCCUUUUCAUUCAUCAGAUCGGCGCCACUACGUUGGAGAAGCACCUACCCAUAGAGAGCUUGCCAGAAGAAGCUGGUGGAAAGGGUGUUUCUGUGAUCAAGGCCAUCGAGGACCUAAAAGAACGUAUGAGACUCAACAAAGACUUCUUCGAACGCGAGAACAAGAGACGCGUAGUGGAGUCCCGGAGGCCUGGCCGACCCAAAACCAUCUCCGACAUCUUUGGGGGGAUCGAGGGCUCUUUCAAAAAGCUCGACAUAGACUAAUAAUUGUUAUUAAUAUUUGCUUAAGCGGGAUAAUGUCAAUCGUUAAAGUUUCAAUUAGUAAGUAAAUAUAGUUUAAAUGACAUGUUGAUAGGAAUAACGGCCAGUCCUAUAGGGACCGUGCGUGUUGGAGGGUCUGCCAUCUUGUGGCCUGAAUCGGAACCAUAAACAUGUACAUUUACACGUCACGUGUUUUCUUGUGCAUGGUAGGUUCUGCCAUCUUUUGGGCUACAUCGGAACAAUAAACAUCACAUAUACGCCUCGCGCCAAAAAUCUGACGGCUCCUGUGCUGCCUCCUAUAGUUCAUGCACGCUCCCUAUACUUGACGCAUUGUAGAUUCCGGGAGGAAUUCGUUUGAAUGACGGGAACGGCCCGGGUCCGAGUCGAAGGAUGCGACACAUCGUCACACACGACAAAAAAUGAUUGUUGAUUGACUCGUACGUAUCAAUUUUUUUAAAAGGGCAUUUGUGCGUUUCGUUUGAAAAACACACUGUGUUUUCUUUAAUUCGAAGCCCGGUAAUAUAUUGUUGUCUUUAUCACGAAAAUUUGUUCUUGGGUUAUGGAUAUGUAUAUAAGUAGAGUCAGGCUAAGCUAACUCUGCACCAUAUUUGAUAGCGCUGAGUGUGCAAUUGAUAUUUUAAACGUCAUAAUUCCAUACAAGUUUGACAUUUAUGAUAACACUUCCACACUCUGUGCUAUCAAACACGGUGCAGUUCGUUGAGUCUGACUACCAUAUAAGUAUAAUCGUCGCCUAGUUCCUACGGCAAAAGUUUUGCUUAUUUUGUUGCUAGGUCGAUCUGUGUUCAAAUGUCCCUAAAUAUUUAUUUACCCAUUUUUAUUUCAUUUAUUUACUGUUCAUUUAUUUAUGUUAUUAUAAUGUUUGUCUGUACGAAUCGUCGACGAUCCCAAACUCACAAGCGGCAUUGAACCAUUAAGUCUAAGGAGAGACUUUGCCUCCUUGUGUGUGUUCUACCGCUUGAACAAUGGACUGU
Cydia pomonella (codling moth) is the source of this 2030-nucleotide messenger RNA. Its product is annotated as clavesin-1-like. Gene Ontology annotation, molecular function: phosphatidylinositol bisphosphate binding. Lineage: Eukaryota; Metazoa; Arthropoda; Insecta; Lepidoptera; Tortricidae. Bases 124 to 1041 code for a protein of 305 amino acids. Gene Ontology annotation, cellular component: membrane. The transcript has 8 exons. The record is from RefSeq and is a predicted model, not a curated record.